Molecule: messenger RNA, 443 nt
Organism: Lolium perenne
Lineage: Eukaryota; Viridiplantae; Streptophyta; Magnoliopsida; Poales; Poaceae
Source: RefSeq, a predicted model, not a curated record
GAUCCAACAACGAGAUGGCCGCCACCGUGGAUUCCCGCAAGCGCUGCGUCGCCGCGUUCCUGGACGAGCCGUCCCUGGCGCCGCCCCACCUCGCCAACAAGCGCGGUCGCUUUGUGCCCUGCGCCGCCUCCAUGGCUCCUUUGCCGCCAUUCGACGCGCUCGACGCCUUCCGCCGGGUGUUCCCGGACGCAGACCCCCGCGGCCUGGAGGCCUGCUUCGCCGCCUCGGGCCACGACAUCAACGCCGCUGUGCACGCGUACCGCGCCCAGCAGGCCAGGGACGCACUGGCGCACCACCUCGCCGCUGCGGCAGCAGGCGGCGACGACGAGCGCUGCGCCGCCGUCCUCGUGGAGCAGAUGGGGGCGGCGACCGACAUGGACGACGCCAAGAACCGCGCCACGUGGAUGCUGGGACGAGUGAAUAGCAUAAAACCACCACUUUGA